Molecule: messenger RNA, 3309 nt
Organism: Electrophorus electricus (electric eel)
Lineage: Eukaryota; Metazoa; Chordata; Actinopteri; Gymnotiformes; Gymnotidae
Gene: wdfy1
Product: WD repeat and FYVE domain containing 1
Biological process (GO): positive regulation of toll-like receptor 3 signaling pathway; positive regulation of toll-like receptor 4 signaling pathway
Cellular component (GO): early endosome
Molecular function (GO): metal ion binding; protein binding
Source: RefSeq, a predicted model, not a curated record
GUCUCGGUUACUCAAUAAUCUGGAAGAGGGGUUGGGGGAAAAGCAGCGAUGGCGGCGGAGAUUCAUUCGAGACCCCAAACAUCCAGACCUGUACUUUUGAACAAAAUAGAAGGCCACCAGGACGCAGUGAACGCCGCGGUCCUGAUCCCAAAGGAAGAUGGAGUUAUCACAGUCAGCGAAGACAGGACCAUUCGGGUAUGGCUAAAGAGAGACAGCGGACAAUACUGGCCCAGCAUUUACCACAUGGUGUCCUCUGCAUGUUCAUGUAUGUCGUAUCACCACGAAAGCAGACGGAUCUUCAUAGGACAGGACAAUGGAGCUGUUGUGGAGUUCCUCAUCUCUGAAGAUUUCAACAAGAUGAACCACGUGAAAACCUACCCAGCUCACCAGGGACGCGUGUCAGACAUGGUGUUCUCUCUGCUGAGUCAGUGGGUGGUGAGCACAGGCCAUGACAAGAGUGUCAGCUGGAUGUGCACCCAGAGUGGCUCCAUGCUGGGCCGACAUUUCUUCAGCUCCUGGGCCACCUGCCUGCAGUACGAUAAUGAUACUCGUCACGCAUUUGUGGGUGAUUGCUCAGGCCAGAUUACCCUGCUCAAACUGGAGAGAGACACGUACUCCACCAUUACUACUCUGAAGGGCCAUGAAGGUAGCAUAGCGGCUCUGUGGUGGGAGCCUGUGCAGAGAUGGCUGUUCUCUGGUGCGUCAGAUCACAGUGUAAUCAUGUGGGACAUCGGUGGGAGGCAGGGCCGAACACUGCUUCUGCAGGGACAUCAUGAGAAGGUGCAGGCUCUGCGUUAUCUGCAGCUCACCAGCCAGCUGGUCUCUUGCUCGGCUGACGGAGCCAUAACAGUGUGGAACAUGGACACCCCACGGGAAGAGGCUCCUCAGUGGUUGGAGAGUGACUCAUGUCAGAAGUGUGAACAGCCAUUUUUUUGGAACAUUAAGCAAAUGUGGGACACUAAGACUUUAGGACUCCGACAGCAUCACUGCAGGAAGUGUGGUAAGGCGAUAUGUGGGAAGUGUAGCUCUAAACGUUCUACGUACCCCGUCAUGGGCUUUGAGUUCCAGGUUCGAAUGUGUGAUGACUGCCACAGUGCAAUCAAAGACGAAGAUCGGACCUCCUUGGCUACUUUCCAUGAAGGGAAACACAACAUCUCUCACAUGGACAUGGACCCAGCUAGAGGCCUCAUGGUCACCUGCGGGAGUGACCGGAUUGUAAAGAUUUGGGACAUGAUGCAGGUGGUUGACUGUGGCAUAGCAACAGGCCUCUCCUCUCGCUGAGUGAUUGGGCCUGAACCUCUUCGUCCCCAAAUGCUCCAUCCACAGACACCGAUCAGCCAGUCCUCCACUGACAGCUGUACCCCCAUCUACUUUCUACCUGCCAUUUUUUUCUUGGACCGUGUGUGUGUGUGUGUCUGUGUCUGUUGCAUUGGAAUGGUUUAUCAGCCACAUCCUUUUCUUAAUGGUCUGUACCCUUGUGGGAUUACACAUGAAUUUGAGGUAUUUCUAAGCACAAUAUGGGGGGUGGGGGUGGCUUUUAACAUGUAAUUACUUUAACUGUUUUUCUUGCUGUCACUCUCUCGCCUUAUCUACUUUUUCGACUCAGGAAACACUUAUUCAGAACAGUGGAAAAAUUGCACCCUAGUAAUGCUAUUUGUUGCUAUAGCAACUGAGAACAUUUCCUUGCGGUGUGUUGACAGUACCCAGCAAGCAGCAUGGUGACAUCAGAAAUCCAUUAAUUGGGUGAGAUGUGGAUUAGGAGUUACAGUUCAUUUUGGUCACCCACAAACUUGAGGUUAUAGGUAAGGUUUAGGUGAAGGUUGUAAAUGAUUUAAUACAGGGUAAAAAAAAUUCUUUGGGUUAAGAUGUCCUGCUCUGCACAGAGCCCUAACCCUCUCUCAUUGAGUGGCAGCUCCAGAAGGAAGGAUUGUCUUAUGGGAAUGCUUAGACUUAAAAACAGGCACAGGAAUUCUACAAGUUUCUGAAGCUUCUAGUACUAAAUGAAGCUUCAGAAGCCUGUUUUUAGAAGUUUCUGAUGCGCUAUUAAGCCAGAGCUGUGUAGGUCUGUUUACAGCGAGCUGCCAGUCACACCUGUUAACGCCGACUGAUCUCUUCUUCUUUUGACUGAACGUUUCUCGUCUUUCCUUCUCUUUGCACUGAUCUUGUACGUGUGUGUGUGUGUGUGUGUGUGUGUAAGUAAAUGAGUGUAACUCACUAUUGUAUAUAUGAAAACUGAGCACUAGCCUUACACCCCAAUCUACCAUCAAUACUCUACUUAUGUUGCACCUUCAUUCCAUUAAUCAAAGGUAGAUUGGUCAUGAAAACACUUAAAGUUGCUUAAAGUUGGUUGUCAGUGGUGACCAUGUAUACCGAUGGCUUGAUCUCGGAUGCUGCACGCUGUGAUACUGCAUAGAUGUGUCUAUGAAGGAAGCUUGUAACACUGCAGCAUCUGCAACCUUGAGGACUGGCAGAGAGACCUGACCAUGUAAAUUAGUCAGGCUUUGUCUGAUGGGCAGGGCGUUCUCAGGCUGGCCUACUGUUUCCUACACCGCUCUGACAAUACCGGACAGAGACUGACUCUGUUUACAGGCAGGGGUGCCUUAAGAAGCUUGUUCAGUGGAGCGAUUCCUUCUAACUGACCUAAUUUCUGAGCUAGUAAUUAACAUGUUAAAAUUCCCUUGAGAUCAUUCAGCAGAUCUGUUUAUCAAGAGGAAAGGCAUGCUUGUAAUUCCGCAGAGCAAACCAACUUAUAAAACACAAACACUCGUAAAUAUUUGAACCUUUUGUUUAAGUAAAUAUCCUUUGUCUGUCUUCUCAAGCACUUCGCUCCCUGUAAAAGCACUGUAGGACUUCUGAAGUCAUGCUUCUUUUUGUUUCUUGUGAUUAAAAUAAAAACACUUGGCAGUUGUUUAGUUGUUUAUGCAUAUAAAAAUUAAAUGUUCAAACUGAAUGAGACCAUGCAGACCAGUAAGGGCUGGUGGAGAGCGCACAGAUUAGGUAGUGGUCUGUUCGUCAUUUUCAGUGCGGGGCAUCAUUAUUUUAGCACUAGGACUUGAGACUCCUAUUCACUUCAGUAUUUCUCAUUCUUAUUUUUAACCCAGCUUUGUCAAUGACUUGCAUUAGUUUUUACAGUGACUGUCAUUUGGCCUUUCUUUAUGUAGAAAGUUGACCACCUCUGUUGUACAGCUCUUGCAUGUGUUUUUACGUUGACGAACCCCUGUUGAUCAAUACUGAAAUAAAUGAUGACGGGAGUCUUCCACUGGUUGGCUAUUUACAGCCAGUGAGACUGAAAUAAAUAUUAGUCCUUAA